Mercenaria mercenaria is the source of this 1360-nucleotide messenger RNA. RefSeq lists its product as uncharacterized. The record is from RefSeq and is a predicted model, not a curated record. The transcript has 9 exons. Bases 89 to 1360 code for a protein of 423 amino acids. Lineage: Eukaryota; Metazoa; Mollusca; Bivalvia; Venerida; Veneridae.
AAAUCAAAAUUCAAAAUCAUUUUUAGUCAAACACUUAAACAGUUCGGUUGCUUUUAAGAUAUCUUAAGAUAAGAUACUAAAAGUCGCAAUGCGCGUUUUAGAAUUAGCAUUUAUUUUCUUGAUAGUUAUUUGUAUUAUUUCUGUAGCAAAAUCGGAAAAAGGAAGGAAAGUAAAAGGCAAGCUGACAAAUAUCGCAGGAAGCCCAUCUAGAAAGAAUGGAAAAUUUAACUUCCAAGACGAAAUGUCCGUCAUGCUAGAUAUUGAAGGAGUUGAAACAAGCUUGGCUGUAAAAAGGGCAGACAUAAAGGUCCCAAGUAAACCUCCAUCGCAAAAGAAUUCGGAAGUUGCCGCGUACCAGAAUGAAGAAAAUGGCGUCUUUUGCCUAGAAAUGUGUGAAGGACAAUGUGACGUACGUUGUAAGAAACAGACGGCUGAAGGUUUAUAUUACUUCACGGGCGAAGCGGUGCUGUUCUUGGGAUCCAGUGAUGGAACUAUCGAUGCCAUUUUGGAUCAAAAAGAUAUGACAGUUACUGCUGAUGGAAAAGUGAAAGUGAAGGCAAAGGAAGGACAGAAACAAUCUCAAAAUCUCCACGGAAAUAGAAUUAAGCAGGUCCAGCCAAAAAUGGCAGAACGUUUGUCUAAGAUAAAAACCACUAAGUCCGCAUCGCGCAGAGACAUAAGGGAUGCCCACAAAAGGGAUACAACUUUACUCAAAGAGAAGCCGGAUGUUAGAGAAAGAAGAGCUCUGGUUCCUGAUGUAGAAUCGGAUGUAGCCGUUAUAAAACUAAUGUUGGUACUCGAUUUAGGGUUCACAGAAAGAAUAGCAGACUUGGUUGGCAAUAACGUGAAUAACAUCACAGCUGAAAGUGAAAAGUUUCUGGCUCUUAUUGUAAACGAGUUUGCGUAUCACUAUGGAAGCCUAGAGAACUAUGGAAACUCAUUUACGCUAAAUGGCACACCUCACCCUUUGAACAUGACUGUUUUUCUAAACAGUAUAGUUUUUCCGCCACUAAACACCGCCGGCACAGAAUUUGUCAACUUCGAUUGGUCAGGGUAUCAUGUUGGGUUCAAAGACUUUGGACAAUCUUCCGAGAAAGCAUUGUUCGCAUACCAUUAUUAUCUUCGUAACAGGUACUGGUAUUCGGAGUAUCCGAUCUAUUCCUUUGGCGAAUGGCUCAAAAACAGUGGGCUGUCUGGAUACGAUGUCGCACAUGCAAUAACUGGGUACGAUUUAGCUGAUCUUUCAUUGACAUAUUUUCGGGGCACUUGGUAUUACCGUGAUGAAGAAACAAAUGUGAUAGGUUUGUAUAUUGUAUAUUUUAAGGCAACUAGCUUUGUUAAGAUCCACGACUUUGAGUAA